Columba livia (rock pigeon) is the source of this 6910-nucleotide messenger RNA. It is a transcript of the gene TOM1L2, whose product is annotated as target of myb1 like 2 membrane trafficking protein. Gene Ontology annotation, molecular function: ubiquitin binding; clathrin binding; phosphatidylinositol binding. Lineage: Eukaryota; Metazoa; Chordata; Aves; Columbiformes; Columbidae. Gene Ontology annotation, cellular component: endosome; membrane. Gene Ontology annotation, biological process: signal transduction. The record is from RefSeq and is a predicted model, not a curated record. The transcript has 16 exons. Bases 59 to 1648 code for a protein of 529 amino acids.
AUCAGGGCGGGGUGGGGGAGGGGGGGGCCGCCGGGCCGCUGUUUGUUGUCAUCCCAAGAUGGAGUUUCUGCUGGGGAACCCGUUCAGCACCCCGGUGGGGCAGAGCCUCGAAAAGGCCACAGAUGGCUCUCUGCAGAGUGAAGACUGGACACUUAACAUGGAGAUCUGUGACAUUAUCAACGAGACAGAAGAAGGCCCAAAGGAUGCCAUUCGAGCGCUGAAGAAGAGACUGAAUGGAAACAAAAAUUACAGAGAGGUCAUGCUGGCGCUGACGGUGUUGGAGACCUGCGUGAAGAACUGUGGCCAUCGCUUUCAUGUCUUAGUGGCGAACCGUGACUUCAUAGAUGGUGUUCUGGUGAAAAUCAUCUCACCCAAGAAUAAUCCCCCCACUAUUGUGCAGGAUAAAGUACUAGCGCUGAUUCAGGCUUGGGCUGAUGCCUUUCGAAGUAGCCCUGAUUUAACCGGAGUAGUGCAUAUUUAUGAAGAACUCAAGAGGAAAGGCAUAGAAUUUCCCAUGGCGGAUCUUGAUGCUCUGUCUCCAAUACACACACCACAGAGGAGCGUUCCUGAAGUUGAUCCUGCAGCAAAUAUGCACAAUUCACAGCCUCAGCAAAGGAUGAGCACUGGUUCUUAUUCUUCGUCUUCUCCAACGGCGUAUUCUGCUCCUCAGGCCCCGGCUCUGAAUGUGAUUGGUCCCAUCACUGCUAAUUCAGAACAGAUUGCCCGGCUGCGCAGUGAACUGGAUAUUGUUCGUGGGAAUACAAAAGUGAUGUCUGAAAUGCUGACAGAAAUGGUACCUGGACAAGAGGAUUCCUCAGACCUUGAGUUACUCCAGGAACUGAACCGAACCUGUAGAGCUAUGCAGCAGAGAAUUGUGGAGCUUAUCUCACGAGUGUCCAAUGAAGAAGUCACAGAGGAACUGCUGCAUGUGAAUGAUGAUUUAAAUAACGUCUUCCUUCGAUACGAAAGAUUUGAACGAUACAGAUCAGGACGUUCUACACAAAAUGCCAGCAAUGGAGUACUGAACGAGGUGACAGAAGAUAACUUAAUAGAUUUGGGUCCUGGCUCUCCAGCUGUCGUGAGCCCGAUGGUUGGGAACUCAGCGGCCCCGUCUUCACUUUCGUCACAGCUUGCAGGGCUUGACCUGGGUACAAACAGCGUCAGUGGCACCCUCAGCUCUCUACAGCACUGUAAUCCUCGGGAUGACUUCGACAUGUUUGCACAGACGAGAGGCAGCUCCCUGGCUGAGCAGCGAAAGAAUGUGACGUAUGAGGAUCCACAGGCUGUCAAAGGACUAGCGUCUGCCCUGGAUGUUCGGAAACAGAACACAGGAGGGAGGAGAGGUAAAGGUGGGAACUCAGACAUGGAGCCCAUAGACAAGUGGCUAAUUACACAAGGAAUGAUCCCUGUUGCACAGUCCUCUGUCAUGGAUGACAUUGAGGAGUGGCUCAGUACCGACUUGAAAGGAGAGGAGCUGGAAGAAGGAGUGACCAGUGAAGAGUUUGACAAAUUUUUAGAAGAGCGAGCCAAAGCAGCGGAGAUGGUGCCCAACCUGCCGUCCCCUCCCGUGGAAGCCCCCACCCCUCCGGCAAAUCCUCCCAGCAGGAAAAAGCAGGAGCGCUCGGAGGACGCCCUCUUUGCACUGUGAAGAUUCACCCUUAGCCGCCCUCCCACCCCCGUGCUCUGCGGGCGAACGUCGCCGUGCGGCCACUUCAUCCUCUCACAGUACUUACCUAACAACGACCCUCUUCCCCCAGAUUUCAUAGAUUGCUUCUCUUUCCCCCCUCCCAAACAAUCCACCCCCAUGAGCUGACUCUUUCUAUUUAAGUCCAACACUAUUCCUGCCAGACCACAAUUCUCCAGCACUGCUUAGUCCCCUCCUUCCUAUCCCAGCUGCGCAAAACCGGCUCUUGAUGCCGAAAACCCCUUUAGAAUGCAUGAGUACGUCACACCGUGUCGAAACAAAGGACCGGAGGGGAGAGAGCGGCCUUGCCCUUCCAUUUUUGUUGGGAUCAUCCUCUUCUGUAGGCAGGUCCUGCCAAGUAGACUGUUCUGUCGAUCAGCAUGGAAUUGACUGAGCUGGAACGUUCAGGAGUGCGGCUUUAUUUUUAGAUAAAAUGUUAAUGUAUUGGCUUUCGUGUCGGAUUCGACAGCAAGGAACAACUGUUCCCCUUUCAACAUGUGCUUCACAAGUUAAAAUCCUUUACUCUCCCACUCACACAUCUCCCAGUACCAUAUGGUGGUCGCUUUUCCCCACUUGGUGCGGUGCUUUGCAUUCUAAAUCUCACAGGGUAUUUUUUUCCUUGUGUUUUAUCUGGACUUGCUCUAAUUUGAAAGCAGUCUGUUAGCCAUGUCCAGUAGCUCUGGCAGUUGACGGGAAUGAAAAAUGCUGAGCUAAAUGGAUGCUGUAACGUUAGUACAUCAAGCAUUUUGCUCUUUGGGAGAACAUUCUCACAUGAGGAUUUUUUCUGGUAUGUUCACCAUUUAAAAUAGCUCUGUUAUUUUUUUCCUUACCUUAGAUUCCUUCUUCAGCGACUGUAGAGCUCUGCAUUUGUCUCAGCUGUUGUAAGUAACAUCCGUGCAGAUGGAUGGGACUUGCUCAUGGACUAGGGGUGAACUGAGGUUUCUGGAUUCCCUGCCAUUCCUGGUAGGACAGACAUGCUGGUUCUUGGGGAUGGGUGUGAGAAAAAGAGGCAAACCCAACAGAAGUUCAUACGAAAAUGCUGAGGGGGACGGUUAGAGUGCAGGAAUUAGCCAUAACUGCCUGUGCUGGAGGGGAAACUCCUCAUUUCCUUCUAGGUUUGGGUCUGAGAAAGUGUUGGAUGGUUGUGGCUCUGCUAUUUGUAAUUUUUGGAGUGGCCUUUGAUACUUCUGCCCCUUUAUUAACUCCCAGCUCCUGCAGGGCUGCAGUCUCCCUCUUGUCUGUGCAGACAAGCGUAUUCCCUCGCUUGCCAGCGGCAGGGCCGAGAGCCACAGCUCUUGCGGGAGCUGCCAGGAGGGAUUGCAGCGUGCGCUGUGCCCGCCGUGCUGGGCUGACAGGCAGAGCUGGAGCCGGCAGCUCCAGCCAUCGCUGCGUCUCCCAGCCCGUUCCUCGGUAGGAAGCCUGUGGCGCAAGAUGGCAGGAUCAAAGAGAGCGCUGAACGCUGCGCGGCAGGAGGAUCUCCCGUCCUUUAUCAGAUGAACGCUCUGUUCAGCAACACUCCGGCUCCUCUUCCUCAGGGCGCUCGUCAGCUCAGGCAUCCAGCCACUUUGUUCUGACUUGGCAUGUCUGGGCUUCCCGGGAUGCCGAUGUGUGUCGAGCUCUCUCAAAAGUUGUUCUAGACCAAGAAGCCGUGCUAUAAACAGCCGAUGUGAAAGCGAUAUAAGCUUUUAUCUGAGCGUAGCUAUUGCAGCUCGUAACAUACUCUCUAGGGCACACCACGCUUUGGUAGGUUGUGACACAUAAAACCUUUCACCAAAUGGCCCAAUUGCAGCACCGAUGGUCUUUGGGAGCGGUCAUAUUAAUCUUUGGAGGGAAGCCUUGUUUGGUGCAGGAUUUCCAGGCCGUUACAGCUCAGAUGUCACUCUGUGCCAUCCCUGCUCAUCCUCUUCCAAGAUCUCUCUGUAUCUGGCUGGGCCCAGGGGAGCUGCCCCGCCACCCCCCGUGCUGACUCAGCACCUCGUCUCUGCUCCGUAGCUCUCUGCCCCCCGGCCGCUCUGUGCUGUGCAGAGAGCAGCGUGGCUUGCAGCUGAACGACGAAAAUCCGUGUAAGGAUGGAGGUAGCUUGGAGAUCAAGCUGCCUCUUCCACCCGCUUGCUGGCCCACUCCCCACUUGAAGCCCUUUUACGUGGGUCUGCAAAGGGUUUCUCUCCAUCUCUGUGGCUGAUGGAAGGGUGCCGGGACACCCUGCCUUGGUGUCACAUCUGCUCUCUCCCACAGCCUUCGCUGUUUAACCCACGCUGAGCCCCACGCGCAGGUAUCGGCUCCCAGACACCCCACUGCCACCUCCCACCUCACUGCUACACAUCAGAUGGGGCCACCAGCUCCCAGAAACCUGAGGAAACUUCUGCUGUGAUGCCGAUUUGAUUUCAGGCAGCGUCUGAUGGGUGAUUGCUUGAGCAGUCUUGCGAGCACAGAAUGAAUUGUUGGUAUUCCUGUCAAUGCAAAAAGCUCCGUGGGUGUUUUAAAUGUGUAUUUUCUCUUCUAAAUCCUUGAAACACAUUGACCCUGUAAAUGGCCACAUCAGGUGAUUCUAAGCAUGUUAAUCCAGCUUCCCUGCCAAGCCAGAGGAGAUAAUCGCAUUGCUCGAGCGUGGGUACGUGGUCGAAUGAAGCUGAGUGACGAGGAUAUUGCCAGUGCUGUCACCGAGCCCCCUGGCAGAUUUGCUGUGGAUUUGCUUGCCCUUCUUCCCCCACCCUGAAGCAGAAAGAGAUGGGGGGGCAGCAGGGAUGUUAAUGCUGCUGCUUUCUGUCACGCUAAAGCUGUCCUGGGACUUCCCAGUUGUUGCUUUAGAGAGAAUCUGGUCCCUUUCCAGAAGACCCUGCGGAGCUGUCAGUGACUUCUCCCUCCAGCCAGGAUGAAAAAGAGAUGAAACAAGGAGGCUGAGGCUGAGGGGAGAGAAGGAGCGUGUGUUGGCACAACUCGAGGGCCUCCGUGAUCCCCGCUGCCACCGCAUGUCACCUCCUGGGAAGCGAGGACACUGUUUGCAGGGGGUGACAGGUGCCGUUGGCACAAGCAGUGGCUUUGCUGGAAGCAGGGCAGGGAGGUGUGUGCUCAGCCUGGAGCGAAGGCUUAAACAUCCUUUUGGUGGGACCCUCGAUGGGUCUGGUGAAGGUUUGGAGUUAAAUUUGGAGCCUGGAUCCACCAGACCUGGCUCUGGCAGGCUGAGCACACCGGGGCUGGAAGCACCGAAGGGGACAGAGGGUGUGGUUGAGCCCAAACCUUCUUUAACAAAUACAACAGCUGCCCUAGAGCUUCUCUAAUGUCCUGUAUCAGGAUCUCUCAUCUUCCCCAUCCUCUUGUGGUCUGCAGAAAACCUGAGCGGUGGAAAUGGUCUGGGGGAAAGGGAAGGGGUUUUUCACUUCAGGAGACCAACCUCUCGAUUUGUUCUUCCUUUGCUUUCACUCUGAGUGCUUCCUCUGUGCGAGUGGGCAGAGGACUUGUGUGGCUCCGACACUUGGGAGAAGAGGGACGGAGCUGCAGCCUGAUCUGCUUUCCAUAGGAAAUAACAUCCCAGUGCUUUCUAGGCAUAUUAGGAAUCACAGCUUGACACUCGAUGACACUAAAUUAUUAUUGGGGUCCUUUGUAAGUUCUAAUCAUACCCUGUUCUAGGUCAAAAUAUUUAUUUUGUCAAUAUAUUUUCUUUCCAGUGUGUUUUUUAACCUCUUCCGUUAACCCUUCUUGUGCUGAGAUGUAAGAAAUGAAUGGUUUCUAUUUAAAUAUAUCCUUUUGGGUUUUUUAAUUGUUAUGUGUAGAUUUCAGCUGCGUCUUUCACAGGUGUCAUAGAUAACAAUGUGUUGUACAGACAUUUAGGGUGUUUAGUAGGUAGGUAAGGCUCAUAGGAGGAUUGCUCAUAAAAACAUAGCAUGGUGUCUGUUAAAGGGAACAGCGUAAAUGCAGAAACUGGUCCUUACUGGGACCUUCACGUAGCCUCCAACAUACCUUUCCCCUCCCAGUUAUCACAAUAUCUCUGAAAUGUGCUGAUCAGAUCAGCUCGGCCGUUUCCAGGGCUGGUUUUACACCUCCGAGCUGAAGAAGGAUUUUUGGGGGGACUUCCAUUCGUUUGACUUCAUUCGCUUUUUUUAAAUGGGAUACAUUGGCCGUUUCCACUUUUAAACGGAGGGCUCCACGGAGCUGGCUGUGGUGGCGAGAUGUUUCCCUCCAGUGGUGGAAGAACAGACCCGGGUGGUGGUUUUGGACCCCGGAUGGGGACAAUAGGGGUGAUGGGUCCCUCCGAAAGCUGCCGCAGGAGCUGGGCGCUCACCCCCCGGCCACCGCAGCCUGUUGUGUUCCUCUGCACUCAAUGCUCUCCUGCUUUCACGCGCAACAGGACGCUCAGAGCAGGAGGGCAAACACAGCAGCACCUCCAACAGUUUUUUCCUCUAGUGAGUUGUUGGGUCUCUUGUGGCUGCUGGGAGUGCUGAAGAGUGGGAAGCGCCUGUGCCAUCUCCAUCCUCAGCCAGCUCAUUGUUUACCUCCAAAGUUCUUCACCGCAAGGCUUGCAGAGCCCACCCUGGAAAAUAAAACAGCUCAGGACAGUUAUUUUUAUGGAAAUAAUGAAGCAGGUAAUCAGUGAGUGGAUUUACAGCCUUCUUGGCAGUAACCCCAGUGCUGCCGGGGGCGUCCACUCGUCCCUCCCUGCCGGCCCCAGCCUGCCCGCUCCGUGUCCCCGCGUCCUUCCCCGUCCCGGAUUGAGACGAGGUUGCGUUUCACCGAGAGCUGACGUGUUUGAGCCGCACCGAGCUCCGGUGCCGGUUCCCACGGCAAACCGGUGGCAGAUGUCCCACCCUGCUCCGUGUUUUUAUGAGUGCGAGCUCCUCAUUCUGUACAUGUUCUUAUGAGCUGUCGUUAACUCUACAAAUGUAACCUGUGUAAUAGCUUCUCUGUAUAUUACAACUGUAGGCUUUCCAGAGAAAAAGUGGAUAAUAUUUAUUUACUGAAGAUAUUGGAUAUUUUUUUGUUUGGGAACGGGGUAGGGGGAGAAGGAGGACAUAACUGUUUAAAGAGGUCGACUAUGUAAAGAGAAACAAAAUACACAAAAAGCAAAGAAACCCAACACUAAAAUGUUGCUGUAUUCACGUAGAAAGUGUUUACGUUAAGGGCAAUACAACUGUAUUAAUCUGCCAUUGUUUAACUUGCUCCAGAAAUCAUCUCUACUUUGGUUCCUGCAUGUGAGAUACUCCAAUAAAUACACCACUAGUGUGACCUGGA